Messenger RNA from Blumeria graminis f. sp. triticale, 1959 nucleotides. The record is from the annotation of a GenBank genome assembly. Lineage: Eukaryota; Fungi; Ascomycota; Leotiomycetes; Helotiales; Erysiphaceae.
AUGCCCCAGCAAUACAGCUUCCCUCCCCCACCUCCUGGUUCGGCAUCUCCUAACCAACACGGAAACCAAUACCUCUAUGGUCAACACCCUACCCACUACCAACAGCACCAACUGCGUGGUGGAGGCUCACAUCGUGGCGGACGAGGGGGGAUACAAAAUGGCCGCGGAGAGUUUCAUGGAGCACCUGCCUACGGGUCUCAUCAGAAUAGUGGCUAUGAUCCACGUCACCCACAGCCAGGGCCAGCUCAGGGUUUACCAGCUGGAUUCAAUGGAUCCAACCCUCAGUCAGUGCCAACGUCAUACAUAGGCCCUCAAGCCGGACCUCCAAUUCAGCAGGGCUCAGGUGGUCCUGGAUAUGCAGCGCCUCACUGGCAGAAUCAACAUACGCUUCAGCACGGACCCUCACAGCAACUUGCGCAACAACCUAUGCAUCACCCUCACCCAUCUCCAUUACCAGUCCAAAGCUAUCACCCGAACUACGCACCACAAGCCUACCCUUCCCAAUAUGGGCCACCUCAGCCCACCCAAUUUCAAGUUCAGGUGCCAUCUUACACUCAAAAUAUGCCACAGAAUCAACCUUCUCAUGUUGCUCCAUCUCCGAUUCCUCCUCAACAGUGGCAAGGGUCAUCUCAGCAGAAUCGACAAUCUUUCAAUAACAAUCGUGGACGGAAUAACAUCAACAGUAACGGACGAAGCUUUCAUGACUCUCCUGCACCUUUAAUGGGUCCUCCAAUACGCAUGGGGUUUGAUAAUGAACGUGGUGGAAGUCAUUCGACUCAGCCAGGGAAUAGCUUUCAUCUUCCACCUAGCAAUCAUCACUCGCCUGUUCCUUUUCCACAACCACCUUAUCAUGUUUAUCCACCACAAGAAUUUGCUCACGUAUCACAGCGUUCACCCAUUGAUUCAGUUCCGUAUAAUCCACCCCAAAGAGGUCGCGGGAGCGGAAAUACCAACUAUAGAGGAAAAGGACGUGCCGAUUAUCAGCAGCACCAGUUUCGAACUCGCCACCAGCAGAAUAGCGCUGUAAAACCAGACAAUCAUUACAAGUCUGCUGGAGGUGAAGUCGGUGGAAAAAAGAAAAAAAAGCGGCGUACAAAUACACUCGGCCUCACACCAAGUGGUGUCGAACAUGAAGAUAGUGAGGAAGAAGUGGAUGAUGUCGAUGAAGAAGCGCGACUUGUCACAUUACUAGGCCCCGACACCCCACAGUUGCCCACUGAUUUAGAAGCAUGGCUAGCAGAACGUAAGAGCAGGUUCCCCACCAAGGCCCGCAGAGAAGCUGCUGCCGAGCAGCUUCGUAUACGGCGUGAACAGAAUCGCGAAAGCAAGCUUAAGAAAGAUAACGAUAAAAUAGUCAGGAAAGAGGAAGGUGAAACUAAACUUGAAAAACAGCAGCGUAGGGCAGAAAAACUGAGACUUGAGCUUGAAAAGGCAGAAAGAAAGAUUCAGCAAGAAAUUUCAGGUUCCAAACGCAAGCGUGAGAAUGGCGAUGAAGGAGAUGAUGAUCAUGGCCAAGUGAGCGAUGAUGAUGCGGACGGCCUAUCUACCUCAGAUUCUGAUGAUAAGCCUGAGUCUCUGCCAUUACGAAAUGGAGGCCCUUCGCGUCUUCCCCCAACCCCAAAGGCUCAAUUACAACGACACUGCAAGUACUUCUCGACCGGUGGUACUUGUGGUAAGAAAGGCAAGUGCCGCUUCGUACAUGAUCAGGAGGUUCGCAAUCAAGCAUUAAGAGACAAGGAGGCAAACGGCGGAAAAAUGACACUAGCUCAACGUCUUAUUCUCAAUGACACAGCAAAAGAUGAUUUGACCAUCUUAAAAUCUAUCAAGUAUCUCAAGGAAAAGGGCUUAAUGCCAGAGCAACUUACUGCUAGUGCAUCAAGAUAUGAGGACGAUGAUGAGUCGCACAAAAAUGGUACAGAAAAUCCCCUUCCCGAGAAUCUCGUCAAAACUGAGUGCUAG